CGAUGACUUGGGAUAAUGGGUAUAAAUCAGUGCUCAUGAAGCUCUCUAAGUUGAUUGUUUCUUGACCUUCAUACAACAUCAUUCACACUUUUCAAAGCUUUUUUUGAAUCUCAUUCUCAAUCACCAUGACCAACAGUCUCGAGCCCACUCGCCCUGCUUCUGACCUGAGCAAAUGGGUAGAAGCUCUUUACGACCGAAUCUUUUGUCAGCCAGAUGAUGAAGUCUCGGCAAAUGCCAUCAAAGAGUCAAUUUCAGAAGAUUUCACAGCGAGAAUCAACCAUGAUCAAUACUCGCGACAAACAUUCCUGGAUAUCAUCAUGAACUUUCGUGUUGAUAACAAGACGACUAUCCACGAAACCAAGGAAAUCCAAUUUUGGGAAGCGCCCGACGGCUCAGGUGCUGGCUGUGUCUCCCAGUUGGUUCACGUUACGGACUCGAACAAGGAGACUGGCGUUGGUACCAAGGCUUCUACACUGCUGAUUGCUAGCAUCAAGGUUAUUAAUGGGCGAAAGGUUCUGGUUGAUCUGACCGAGGUGUUGAAGACAUCUGCUUAG
Messenger RNA from Fusarium redolens, 554 nucleotides. RefSeq lists its product as uncharacterized. The transcript has 2 exons. Lineage: Eukaryota; Fungi; Ascomycota; Sordariomycetes; Hypocreales; Nectriaceae. The record is from RefSeq and is a predicted model, not a curated record. Bases 126 to 554 code for a protein of 142 amino acids.